Molecule: messenger RNA, 3621 nt
Organism: Styela clava
Lineage: Eukaryota; Metazoa; Chordata; Ascidiacea; Stolidobranchia; Styelidae
Molecular function (GO): calcium ion binding
Source: RefSeq, a predicted model, not a curated record
ACUAGACGAAAGGCGUUAUAGUGGUUGACCUAGUCCAAGUUAUGCUACAUUCUACAAUGACUCGAUCAUUGAAGUAUAUUUGCGCGGCAAUCACAAUAACCAUUCUGGUGUGGAUUGUGCUGCAACGAGGAAAUUACUCAACCAUCGACAAAAAAACAAACUUAUUAUUCUCAAGUCGUCAAUCUCAAUUUCGAACUCGAAGCAUUCAAGAAAAUACUGAUUUCUGGUUCACUUUUGAGGGAAUUUUAUUAAAAUGGAUGAAUGGUUUAUUACACUGGAUUGAAGACAGUAUAAAUGAAUAUUCAAUUGUGGACGAGGUACACAGACGAAAAAGAAGUUCAGAUAGUUCGGGGGACGGAGAGACAAUAUCUUGCGCUGAUUCUCCGUGUGUACAUGGGAAAUGCAUUGAUAUUGAUAGCGGCUAUCAAUGCAACUGCAGUCCGGGAUGGGUUGGAAGAAAUUGUGACGAAGAAGAUUUCUGCAGCAGCCAACCUUGUCUUCAUAAUGGCGAUUGUGUAUCACAGGAUGGCAGACAAAGAUGCGUCUGCGCCGAUGGGUUUGUUGGAGAUAUUUGUCAAUAUAAUAAAAAUGAAUGCAUAUCAAAUCCUUGCCAGAACAAUGGAAUUUGCAUUGAUGGUGUUAACAGGUUUUAUUGUGACUGCCCGGAUGGCUGGACUGGUGAUGUUUGCAGCGAAGAUAUAAACGAGUGUGAAAGUUCUCCUUGUAUUCCGAACAGAGGAACAUGCGAGACACCGAGAAUAGGAAUGUAUCGAUGUAGAUGCGUACAAGGAUUUUACGGACAACGUUGUGAAAAAGAUAUUGAAGAAUGUAUCUCAUUUCCGUGCUUAAAUGGAGGAAAUUGCAUUGAUUGGAGAAAUAAAUAUUAUUGUAAAUGUGCAAUCGGCUUCUCUGGCACUAAUUGUGAAAUAGAAACAGACGAAUGUGAAUCACAACCUUGUCAAAACGGUGCUCUAUGUCGGGAUGAAGUCAAUAGAUUUUCUUGUGAAUGCACCAAAGGAUUCCGUGGAAUUUUAUGCGAGGAAAAUAUAAAUGAAUGUAACGGCACAAAUCCUUGUCAAAACGAAGGGAAAUGUAUCGAUGAAUCUCCGUUAUUCAAAUGCGAAUGCGGUCAAGGAUUUAUUGGAAAGUUAUGUGAAGUUGAUGUGAAUGAAUGCAUAAGCGGACCUUGCGUUAACGGAGGUUCGUGUUCUCAACCCAAACCAGGUGAAUACAGAUGUCACUGCACGAAAGGUUAUACUGGCACAAACUGCGAAACGGAUAUAAACGAGUGUGCUAAUAACCCUUGCAAGAACAAAGGGACUUGUAAAAAUGAAAUCGGUCGUGCAACCUGCGAGUGUCCACCGGGAUUCGGUGGCGAUUUCUGCCAAUCCAAUCUAGAUGAAUGUGCAUCUAAGCCUUGUCAGAACGGUGGAACUUGUGUUGAUAUGGAGGCAGAAUUUACUUGUUUUUGCAAAGAUGGAUAUUCCGGAGAUCUCUGUCAGCUAGAUAUAAACGAAUGUAACAGUUAUCCUUGUAAGAACGGGGGAAAUUGUGUCAACAAAGUGAACGAAUAUUCCUGCAUUUGUCCAUCGGGGUACAUUGGAGAUACUUGUGAAGUAAACGUUAAUGAAUGCACAAGUCAGCCUUGCAAGAAUGCAGGAACAUGUGUUGACGGAAUCGCUUCGUUUUCUUGUGUAUGUGCUGCUGGUUUUGUAGGAAAUACUUGUGAAAUUGAAGUCAAUGAAUGCCAGAGUUCACCCUGUAUGAAUGGUGGUACAUGCCAAGAUCAUUCACAAAGAUAUUCAUGCUCAUGUCUUUCUGGAUAUGAAGGAACAAGAUGCGAACAGAAUGUAAACGAAUGUGGAAGUAUACCUUGUCAAAAUGGAGGAAGAUGUGUUGAUUUGAUUAAUAAAUAUAUUUGUGAAUGCAUAGCUGGAUUUCAAGGACUCAAUUGUGAAGUCGAUGUGAACGAAUGCGAUUCUAAUCCAUGCUUAAAUAAAGGAACAUGUGAAAGUGGUGUUAAUUCAUAUAGGUGCCAUUGCCCGCCAUCACAUACUGGAAAUUUAUGUCAGAAUCAAGUACAACUUUGUUCAAUCGAUAUUUGUAAGAAUGGUGGGAAAUGCAGUGAAGACGGGAAUAAAAUUGAAUGUGAAUGCGCUGUGGGUUUCUCUGGAGAAAGGUGUCAAAUCAAUAUAGACGACUGCGCAGUUUCAGUUUGUGAGAACGGCGGUAUUUGCAUGGAUGGACUUAAUACUUUUACUUGUAUAUGUCGACAAGGCUAUUUAGGAAAAACUUGUAAUGACACAUCCGAGGCAGAAGCAAAUGCGUUGAAACAAAUGCUGUUCUCCAUAACUCCUGCAGCAGGAAUAUUAAUACUGUGUAUCAUCGUCAUUGUUAUUGUGUUUUCCUGCUUGAGGAGGUCAGGUGUCAGUACGAAGGAGGCCCAAGAUGUCAACAAUUUGGCGGACAUUUCGUUGGAGAACACUCAAAGAAUGGAUGAUAAAUCUACGCAAGAUGAUAGUAUCAACAAAGAGGGUGAAAAGAAAAAGAAGAAGAGCAAAGAGAAUGGAAAAGGUCAGCACACAAAAUCUGACAAGACGCCAAGUAAGGCAAACAAAAAAUCAAAAGCAGGAAAAUUGGAAAAUGGGGAAGUUGUAUCCAAGGGCAAACCGAAAAAGAAGCGCAAAGAUCUUCUAGCUGGUGAAGAUGAUUCAAAACCCAGUGACGUCGAACAAGACAAUUUGAUGUCGAAAGAAGAUGACAAGAUUGCUGAAAAUAAUGACAAAACAGACAAGAAGGAGAGAAAGCACAAAGAGAAAAAGAAAACAGAGAUGGACGAUGAGAAAAAGAACAAGGAAAGGAAGCACAAAUCAGAGAGAGGUAAGAAAGAUAACAAUGAGAAAGAGAAAAGACGACCAAGAAAAGGAGAAGGAGAUAUUGAGAAAAAGCACAAAAGGAGAGGCAAAUCAAAAGGCAAUGAACCCGGAAGUAAAGAACUUCAUGGAGAAAAGAAGCAUCGCAAACACCGGGAGAAGGGCAAAAAAUCGAAGACAACUGAACAAUCGCCAAAAACCGAAAUUAAGGAUCCCGUUGAUAGUGAUGAGGAAGAUAAUUCAGCAAAUAUUCCUAAUGAAAUUGAUGACGAUAACUUUCCGGUAAACGAACAAAUGAAUACCCCAGAAGCAAAUCAAUCAUCAUCAGUAUUGAAUAGUCCAAUAUUAAAGGACAGAACUUCUUCACCUAAUUUCGAUUUAAAAGAAGAAAGUUCUGGAAACGAGGAACAUGCUGCUGAAAAUACGAAUUACCAAGAAACUCAUUCUCCGCGAGAACAAAUAACUGAAUUAUCGGAACGAAAUAACAUUCCAAAUUAUCAUCAAGAUCUACCCAUCAAAACAAUAUCUCCAAGAGAAAGAAUCGGACGAGAACAAAGACGUCAUCAUUCCCAGCAACCGCAAAAGGGACCAGAUGAUCCAAAUUAUCAUCAGCAUCACGGGAGGUUUCCUUUUAAUCAUGAUUACGUCAAAGGCCUUCAAUUCGAAGAUCAGCAUUUGUCUCAAGGUGGCGCCCCGGAACACAUCGCAACUAGUCAACGAUUACCUGUAAAAUGAUUCCUAUCCUGCG